CAUAGGAGGAGUACGAUACUAGCUGGCGGUAUUAUUAAAGGGAUAAGGGAAACAGCACAAAAAAAUGGCCGCCGCAAACAGCUGGUUCUCGGUGCUCACCUCCACCGGCGGCUAUCUUACAUCUCACCGUCUCUUUUCAACAUCACUAACAUCCUCUUCUUUCUUCAUUCCCCAAAAUCAAAACUAUAAGAGGCAAGUUCUCAACAAGUCAUCCUCCUCUCCUCCUGAGAAAGUAGCUGGUAAACAGAAGUUUUCACGGAGAUCAAAAAAUGAAGGGCCUUUUGCAAAUGCAGAUGGCAGGAGCAGUACAAGUGAAAAUGGACGAUCUCAAUCAACAGCAAUUAAAUCAUUUGGUCUGCAGAAAAAAGGGAAAGGAGUUCUGUUAGAUUCGAAGGACCAGCAGGUAGAAACUGGCAGCAUUCAAGAUGCAGCUUUUCUUAAUGCCGUUGUGAAGGUUUACUGUACACAUACUGCUCCAGAUUAUUCCCUUCCUUGGCAGAAACAAAGACAAUUCACAAGUACUGGAAGUGCUUUCAUGAUUGGUGAUGGGAAGCUCUUGACGAAUGCGCAUUGUGUUGAACAUGAUACACAGGUCAAAGUGAAGAAAAGGGGAGAUGACACAAAAUACGUUGCUAAGGUUCUAGCUAGAGGGGUAGCGUGUGACAUAGCUUUGCUAUCCGUGGAAAGCAAGGAAUUCUGGGAGGCAGCUAAGCCCCUUAGUUUUGGACGGUUGCCUCGUCUGCAGGAUGCUGUAACUGUGGUUGGCUAUCCACUUGGAGGAGAUACAAUCUCUGUAACAAAGGGGGUGGUGUCAAGAAUUGAGGUUACAUCAUAUGCUCAUGGAUCAUCUGAGCUUCUGGGCAUUCAAAUAGAUGCAGCAAUAAAUCCUGGUAAUAGUGGUGGUCCUGCAUUCAAUGAUGAUGGAGAUUGCAUUGGAGUUGCAUUUCAGGUUUACAGAUCCGAUGAUGCUGAAAAUAUUGGUUAUGUAAUACCUACUACAGUUGUAUCUCAUUUUUUGGAAGACUACGAGAGGAAUGGGAAGUAUUGUGGCUUUCCUUGCCUUGGGGUGUUGUUGCAAAAAUUGGAGAAUCCAGCGCUACGUGCCUGCUUAAAAGUGCCAUCUAACGAGGGUGUACUCGUCCGGAAAGUUGAGCCCACUUCUGACAUCAGUAAUGUUGUGAAAGAGGGCGAUGUCAUUGUUAGCUUUGAUGGUGUUCAUGUUGGGUGUGAAGGAACAGUGCCAUUUCGAUCAAGUGAACGUAUAGCUUUUCGCUAUCUCAUUAGUCAAAAAUUCACUGGUGAUUCAGUUGAGCUUGGUAUCAUUAGAGCGGGAGAAUUCAUGAAAGUUCAAGCAAUUUUGAAGCCACGUGUUCAUUUGGUUCCUUAUCACAUAGAAGAUGGUCAGCCUUCAUACCUAAUAGUUGCAGGCUUGGUGUUUACCCCACUAUCUGAACCACUAAUAGAGGAAGAAGAAGAUAGCAUUGGGCUAAAACUAUUGACCAAGGCUUGAUACUCUUUGGCCAAGUUCGAAGGUGAGCAGAUUGUUGUACUAUCUCAGGUCUUGGCAAAUGAAGUAAAUAUUGGAUAUGAGGAUAUGAGCAAUGAGCAGGUCUUGAAGUUGAAUGGCACCCGAAUUAAAAACAUUCACCAUUUGGCUCAUCUUGUAGAUUCAUCCAAGGGCAAAUAUUUAGUGUUUGAAUUUGAAGACAAUAUUCUGGUGGUUCUGGAAAGGAAGGAAGCCAUGUCUGCCUCAGCUAGUAUUCUCAAAGACUACGGCAUUCCAGCAGAAAGAUCAUCAGAUCUUCUGGGACAGUAUGUUGAUUCCACCAUACAACAAAGUGAAGCAACCAAUCACGGUGAAUUUGGCUAUGAAGGGCUUCUUUGGGCUUGAUCACUUAGCAUAUGAAGCUUGAUCUUGAUUCACACUUGAAGGCAGCCAUUCUUCUUCAUGCAUAAGAUGGUUAUUCCUGCCUAAAAAGAUCUAUUGUCACAUUUGUAAACUUGACAGGGGGGAAGAACUCGGAUAAACAGGCAAAUCUGCAUGGUGACUCUACACAACAGCACGCACUUGGCUACCUCCUUUGGAUAUAAAAAAGAAAAGAAAAUGUUCAGUUGAAAUCAAUGUGUGAAGUUCAUGGCCCUGCACAUCAAGUAUGCAGCAUUUCUGAGGUUUGUUUUUACAGGUGUAGGAUGUAAUUAUCAAUUUUUAGGAAAUUUUGGGAGUUGAAGGUUUUGUUACCAUUCACAUAAUUCAGUAUACGCAAAAAAAAAAAAAAAAAAUUGCUGUUUCAGUUUUUCCUUCCCGUUCCCGGUCUCUCACCAACCACUAAACAUUAACCUUUGAUCUGAAACCUGAAAGGACAGUAGCAACAGGAAGUUUUUAUAUGAAAAAUGGAAGGUCAGAUAAGAUGGUGGGUGUAUUUAUUCACUUUCCUGAACCGUAUCCUUAUGUGGGAAAUAUCACAUUCCUAUGAGCUCAAUAUGUGAUAAGACUGUAGAAUGGACCUACCAUACUACAUCCUGAACAUGCUUACGUAGACCUUUUUUAUUUCUUUUUAAAUGAAAUGACCAUGCAAAUAGUUUUCACAUCGGUAUAAGCCAGUUUAUGGCAAGGUAGCUUCCAUAUUUUUCAAGUUACUUAUUGACAUUUUCAAGAUGGUGGAGGUGCCAGACCACAAUUUUGAAAAUGGUUUGUUAGAUAGAGGAAGAGGACAAACAAGCUCAUGUGGCAUCUCAACAAUUACCAUUAACCAAUCUUGCCAAUACAUUCCAAGCUGUCUUCUUAGCCUACUAAAUGCUUCUUGUACCAAAGAUAAUAGUAUCUUUACUAUUUCUGUGCCCAAGAAGGCAUUCAUUAAUGGCUUCCACUUCCACAAAGCCAUCCCACUCAUGAUUUUCUUGAUUAGCUAAUCUUUUCAUUCUUCUGUAGCUAGCACGCGAGCUUCAACUAUUUCAGCUGCACCUUCACUUUCUCCACAUAUAACUCCUCUGUUAAGUGAUUCUUCACUGCCCACUAUACCUUCAACUCUCAGCCCACCGAAUCCAGAUGCUAUGGUUGCUCCUGGGCCAUUUCAGCCUCAAUUCACUCUGCAAUUCCUCUAGCAUCAGUUUCUAGUGCAAUUCUGGUCUUUGGUCUGUAAUGGAUUGUAAUUGAUUGGUACAGAUUGGAUUUUGGUAUAAUUUAUUGUUUUAGUAUUCACACCAUCAUUUAUGUAGUACAGAUUUAUUCAUGGCUUCA
This is a messenger RNA of Solanum pennellii, 3238 nucleotides long. RefSeq names its product protease Do-like 2, chloroplastic. The transcript is spliced from 21 exons. The record is from RefSeq and is a predicted model, not a curated record. NCBI's taxonomy places the organism in Eukaryota, Viridiplantae, Streptophyta, Magnoliopsida, Solanales, Solanaceae. Gene Ontology annotation, biological process: proteolysis. Gene Ontology annotation, molecular function: serine-type endopeptidase activity; protein binding.